Messenger RNA from Ictalurus punctatus (channel catfish), 3795 nucleotides. RefSeq names its product atypical chemokine receptor 4b (gene ackr4b). Gene Ontology annotation, molecular function: chemokine receptor activity; scavenger receptor activity; chemokine binding. Gene Ontology annotation, biological process: immune response; chemotaxis; G protein-coupled receptor signaling pathway. Gene Ontology annotation, cellular component: membrane. The record is from RefSeq and is a predicted model, not a curated record. Lineage: Eukaryota; Metazoa; Chordata; Actinopteri; Siluriformes; Ictaluridae. The coding region runs from base 189 to 1532 and encodes 447 amino acids. The transcript is spliced from 3 exons.
AGAGAGAGAAACAGGCAGAUAGACAGAGAGAGAGACUUAGGAACUCCUAAAUUAUGAAUUUAGGAAAUCUGCAAUUAUUCUGUGUAUAUGCAGCUCAUUGUCUGUGGUGCAUAUAAACAGAAUGAGCAUGGCCAAUGCAGAGAAAUACAUUACAUACCAGGCUGUCACUCCUUUACACAUUCUAGUAGAUGAAAAAAGAAAACCCGGUAAAAGAGAAAACAAGAAGGAGGGGUGAAGAGAUCGGCUACAAAAUCUAUGGCGUGAGAGGUAGAGAAUACUGCGCCCUCCUUCUCUCGGCUCCCAGACUGAAAGUGUACCAGUGGCCGAGCUUUUCUAGGGAGGACGCAAACACACACAAGACCAUUAUGAGCUUACAUUCAGAAUAUGAACUUUAUGAGAAUUACGAUGACCUUGACCAUUACAAUGACAGCUCAAACCACAGCUACUAUGAUGAGGACUUUGAAGACCACUACUCUGUGUGUGACAAAUCUGAUGUCCGUUCCUUUGCCGGUCUCUUCCUCCCAGUGGUCUAUACCAUAGUACUUGUGGUAGGCCUGGCUGGAAACUCCAUUGUUGUAUUUGUCUAUCUAUCCCAGAAGCGCCUACGGACAUUAACGGGUGUCCUCAUCAUUAACCUGGCCGUUGCAGACCUCCUCCUCCUUUUCACCCUACCGUUCUGGGCAGCAGAUGCUGUAAACGGUUGGGAGAUUGGUGUGGUGGCCUGCAAGAUAACCUCAGCCCUCUACACCAUCAAUUUCAGUUGUAGUAUGCUUCUGCUAGCCUUCAUUAGCGUGGAUCGUUACAGAGCGCUUUCCCAGGGCUCCAGCAUUUACAGCAGGCCAUCUGGAAACAAACAAAGGAGACAGAAGCUGCUACUAUCCCUCCUGGUCUGGACUGCAGCCUUCGUGUUUGGCUUGCCAGAUUUUUUCCUCACCACCGUUAAGCAGCACUCCUCUGGACACAAAUCCUGCAGGGCAGUGUACCCACAUAGUAUGGCACAAGCAACAAAAGCUACCUUGGAAAUUCUAGAGGUGUCACUGAGCUUCCUGCUACCCUUCCUGGUGAUGUUGUUCUGCUAUUACCGGGUGGGAAAAACCCUGAGUCAGGGAGCAACCACUGGAAUGAGAGAAGUACGGAGGUGGAAGGCCUUCCGGGUCCUGAUAGCUGUUGUGGGGGUGUUUCUGUUGACACAGCUGCCAUAUAACAUUGUGAAGCUUAUACGAACCCUAGACAUCAUCUACACAUUUGUGACAAACUGUGAGGUCAGUAAAGGACUGGAUCGGGCCACUCAAGUCACAGAGAGCUUGGCACUCACACACUGUUGUGUAAACCCAGUUUUAUACAUCUUCAUUGGCUCGUCCUUCAAGGUGCAUGUGCUAAAGAUUGCUAAGCGCUAUGGACAGACUGGAAAGAACCAUCAUCACGAGCACAGGCAACCUGCAGUGGAGAUUGUGCUAAAAUCACAGACCCGCACAAACAGCAAUGCAUACUCAGAAUCAGACAAUGAACAUACAAGUAGCUUUACUAUCUAGUGCACAAACCUGAUUAUCAGGGACUAAACACUACAUUAUAUAUAAUGCAAAUAUGCUACAGGGAUAUUAAAGCAUUUAAUAAAUGGAAAGAUUUUAAAUUUGGGGUUCAAGAUACUAAACAAGUGCAAGAGUGCCCUGCUGACCGAGAAUUACUUUGUGAUUUUCAGAUUGUAAUACAAGAGUAUGGGUGGGGUAAGUUUGUUUCACUGAAUUUUGAUAGGCAUCAAUAUUCAUAAUUACAAACCCAAACACAUCUGAAUCUAAUGUACUUUGGGGGAAAUCAGAACAUUUUUCAGAGUUGAGAAGACGGGUCAGAUCAGAAAUGGAGCACAACUUCCUCUUUUUUGCUAAUCUUUAUAUAACAUAACAUAACAUAAUUGUUCAUUGUGACCAUGAACACAUGUGGCUGUGCAGAAGUAUGGUAAUUGACGGUUUUAUGUAUUAAAUGGGUCAGGGUCUCAUACAAUUUACAUAGUACUGGCUGGUUAAAUUGGUAUUCAUGAUUGCAGCUUUCAGUAAACAGUUCCCAGCAGCACAGCUGCUAAUUUUAUUAUGCCCUCCUGUACGCUGUACUGUUAUAUAUUAAUUUCUGCUAAUUUUCAUAAAAGGUGCAAUAAAUCACAGAAGAGCUCUGUAUACAAAAUCUCAACCAGCAAACCCACAAAUAAAUUCAGCCUGCAACAGCAAGUCAAAAAAUUAUUUUUUUUAAACAAAAACUCAAAAAUAUGUUUGACUUGCUAUAUCCAUCUGUGAUAACCAUCUUGUGAGUUAUAUUUUCCUUUGUGUUUAGCGGAAAUAAAGCUGGUUCUAGUUUCUCAUUGUUAAACAGAAAUAGUAACAAAUGCAUAAAUCUGGACAAGUGAGUCAGGCUCGGGAAGAAAACAACCGAAGAAAAAACAGCUCUUUUGUAAAUGUAUGAACUCAUACGUGAUCAUACAUGCUUAAUUUCCUUCGUUACACUAAUAGGAGGAUGUUUACCGUGAGUCAACAAAUACAACGCUUACAUUUCCUAUAACAGGAAUGUAAAACAGCUUAGUGGAAGGGCGAUAUCUUAGCAGGGAAAGGUUUUUGUUUUUUGUUUUUUGUUUUGAACAGGAGAUGAAGUCUCUGAACAGCCCUGGGGUCAGGUCUACUAGGCGAUAGUCGCUGAGGCAGGCAGGCUGAGGUUUCUUUGGGACAGGAAGCCAAUGUAAUGUAACAGUAUGGCCAGGGAAAUGAAUGAGCAUCUUGGGACGCAUCCUGGAAUGUCAUCCUCUUCUGGGGAGGAGGAUGACUUAAUAACCAUAUACCUUACCUACUAUUUAUUUUUAUUUUUUAUUGUCACAGACAAACAGUCACCCAGCCAUUGGCCAACGUGUUCGCUACAAUAUGUGGAGUUCUCUCCUUAUGUCACAAGCAAAAAAAAUAUCUUUUGUGAGAUGACUGUGUAUUACAAUUCUUUAGUAUUCAGAAAAACAAACAGAUUCUUAGAUACGGCUUACACCCUUGUGUAAAUGCAUAUGUGUAUGUAUCUAUGCAUAUGUAGGGAUUUUAUCCAUCCAUCUCUAGUAUUUUUCCAAAAUUCUACUAAAACAAAUUUAACCAACAUACUUUUACUCAUCUGUGCACAUCUAGUACAUCUGGUUCACAGGAAUGCAGAAAGACACUUGUGUGUGCAAUCCAGUCUUACAGAAAAAAUCUUUUGCAUGCAAUUUAUCUGUAGUACCUUUUAGCAUUGGUUAGAUUUAUAAAAGCAGCACUACGUGACUGUGCCUUCAUACCAACUUAUCUGUAUUACCUACUCUACAUUAAAUAGUACCAUUCUGGCACAUGCAUUUCAUGCAUAAAAAUGUAUCAUACUUUCAGUCAAAUGUAUGUAUGUAUGGGACGUUUUACCCCAGCAUAUUUUAUCCAAGCUAGCCUCUACCACUACACUAUUUAAAUAAGAUCAAUAUGUAAUAAGUAAUUUUACCACCUUUUUUAUCUGUUGAUUUGAGGUGUAUUUACCCAGUUACAGUGGUGCUUGAAAGUUAGUGAAACCUUUAGAAAUGAAGAUAUUUCUGCAUAAAUAUGACCCAAAACAUCAUCAGCUUUACCUACAAGACAAAAGAGACCCCAAUUAAAGAAAUAAGAAAAAUAUACAGAAGUCACUGUCCCUGUUCUGACACCAUCAUCUCUCUACUCCUAGUUAAGUCAAGCAAUGAUCUAACUCUUCCUCAUUUUCUGUAUACAUACUCUGCCUAUAUCAGCAUUAAACCUAAUGCAUUAAAGAUGCUUUCACUGA